This is a messenger RNA of Symbiodinium natans, 414 nucleotides long. Lineage: Eukaryota; Dinophyceae; Suessiales; Symbiodiniaceae. The record is from the annotation of a GenBank genome assembly.
AUGGACGCCGACGCUGCUCCGCGAAAACGCCGUCGACCCUCUGCUUUGGAGAAAGCAGCAGUGGGCAGCUUGGACAUCCGCGAGGCUCUUCGUGCUGGCAGCGACCGCGCCGCUGCAUCCUCUUCAACACCGCUGGGCGAGCUCUUGGCGGAACAAGAGGCCGCUUUCAUCGCCUGGUCCUGGGAUGAAGCAUCCUCGGCUCUUCAGGCCUGGGAGGCGGCUGCCAUCGAUGCUGUCCCUUUGCUCCAGGAGGCCAAUCUCCGACUUCUGCCGGAUGAUUUUCGAACCGCUUUCAAUCUACAUACUGCUGGUGAUCGGGCAUCCUUUCGCACAGCCGUCCUGGGUGCAUUGCGCGCGGCGCUGGCGUGGUGGCAGGCCCAGACGACCUUGCUCGCCGCAAACCGCGCAUCCUGA